UGUACCAUGUGCAAAAAUGCUGUUCAGUCUGAAGGUGAUUUUCUUCCUAUCCUUGCUUCUCUUGCCAGUGUUGAAAAGCUCAUGGGUAACUUUAAGUAACAAUGGAUAUGAUGGCAUUGUCAUUGCAAUUAAUCCCAGUGUACCAGAAGAUGAAAAACUCAUUCAAAACAUAAAGGCAAUGGUAACUGAAGCUUCUACUUACCUGUUUUAUGCCACCAAACGAAGAGCUUAUUUCAGGAAUGUAAGCAUUUUAAUUCCAAUGACCUGGAAAUCAAAACCUGAGUACUUAAUGCCAAAACAAGAAUCAUAUGACCAGGCAGAUGUCAUAGUUGCUGAUCCUUACUUGAAAUACGGAGACGACCCCUAUACACUUCAAUAUGGACAAUGUGGAGAAAAAGGACAAUAUAUACAUUUUACUCCAAACUUCUUGUUGACUAAUAAUUUGCCUAUCUAUGGGCCUCGAGGCAGAGUAUUUGUCCAUGAGUGGGCCCAUCUCCGGUGGGGAAUAUUUGAUGAGUAUAAUGAGGACCGGCCAUUCUAUAUUUCCAGAAGAAACACUAUUGAAGCAACAAGAUGUUCCACUCACAUUACUGGUACUAACGUCGUUCGGAACUGCAAGAAGGACAGCUGCAUAACACGACAAUGCAGAUAUGACUCAAAGACGGGGCUGUAUGAAGCAAAAUGUACAUUUAUCCCAAACAGAUCCCAGACAGCCAAGGAAUCCAUUAUGUUUAUGCAAAAUCUUGAGUCUGUGGCUGAAUUUUGUACUGAAGAAACACACAAUACAGAGGCUCCAAACCUACAGAACAAAAUGUGCAAUCACAAAAGCACAUGGAAUAUAAUCAUGCACUCUGAAGAUUUUCAGCAUUUAUCUCCCAUGACAGAAAUAAAUUCACCACCUCAUCCUACAUUUUCAUUGCUCAAGUCCAAACAGCGAGUAGUCUGUUUGGUACUUGAUAAAUCCGGAAGCAUGGCUGCAGAAGACCGUCUCUUUCGAAUGAAUCAAGCAGCAGAACUGUACUUGAUUCAAAUUAUUGAAAAAGGAUCCUUGGUUGGGAUGGUCACAUUUGACAGUUAUGCUCAAAUCCAAAAUAAUCUCAUAAAAAUAACUGAAGAUAACACUUACCAAAAGAUCACUGCAAACCUGCCUCAAGAAGCUAGUGGUGGCACUUCAAUUUGCAAUGGACUUAAAGCAGGAUUUCAGGCAAUUUCUCAGAGUAACCAGAGUACCUUGGGUUCUGAAAUCAUAUUACUAACAGAUGGGGAAGAUAAUCAAAUAAGCUUAUGCUUUGAAGAAGUAAGACAGAGUGGUGCAAUCAUCCAUACCAUUGCUCUGGGACCAUCUGCUGAGAAAGAACUGGAGACCCUGUCAAAUAUGACAAGAGGACAUCGUUUUUAUGCCCAUAAUGACAUAAAUGGCCUUAUUGAUGCUUUCAGCAGAAUUUCAUCUAGAAGUGGCAGCAUCUUUCAACAGGCUCUUCAGUUGGAAAGUAAAACUUUGAAUAUCUCAGAGAAGAAAUGGGUAAAUGGUACAGUGCCUGUGGAUAGUACAGUUGGAAAUGAUACUUUCUUUGUUGUCACAUGGACAAUACAAAAGCCAGAAAUAAUUCUUCAAAGCCCAAAAGGAAAAAAAUAUACUACCUCGGAUUUCCAAGAAGAUAAACUAAAUAUACGGUCUGCUCGUCUUCGAAUACCAGGUAUUGCAGAGACAGGCACUUGGACUUACAGCCUUCGAAAUAAUCAUGCCCAAUCUCAGUUGCUAACUGUCACAGUGACCACUCGAGCAAGAAGCCCUACCACACUCCCAGUAAUUGCAACUGCUCACAUGAAUCGAAAUACAGCUCAUUACCCUAGCCCAAUGAUUGUUUACGCACGAGUCAGUCAAGGGUUUCUGCCUGUUCUGGGAAUCAAUGUAACAGCUAUUAUAGAAAAUGAAGAUGGACAUCAAGUAACAUUGGAGCUCUGGGACAAUGGUGCAGGUGCUGACACUGUCAAGAAUGAUGGCAUCUACUCAAGAUAUUUUACAGAUUACCAUGGAAAUGGUAGACACAGUUUAAAAGUGCAUGCCCAGGCAAGAAAAAACACAGCAAGGCUAAGUUUAAGACAACAACAGAAUAAAGCUCUGUACAUACCUGGCUAUGUUGAAAAUGGAAAAAUUAUACUGAACUCACCCAAACCUGAAGUCAAAGAUGAUGUGGCAGAAGCUCAAAUAGACGACUUCAGCAGACUCACCUCUGGAGAGUCAUUUACUGUAUCAGGAGUACCUCCUAACAGUAAUCCUUCUCAGGUGUUCCCACCUGGUAAAAUUGUAGACCUCGAGGCUAAGUUUCAAGGAGAUCGUAUUCAACUUUCAUGGACUGCCCCUGGCAAGGUCCUCGAUAAAGGAAGAGCUGACAGCUACAUCAUAAGAAUAAGUAAAUCUUUCCGGAACCUCCAAGAAGAUUUUGAUAAAGCUACUUUAAUAAAUACUUCCGGUCUGAUACCUAAGGAGGCUGGCUCAGUAGAAAAUUUUGAAUUUAAACCAGAACGUUCUAAAACAGAGAAUGGCACCACAUUCUAUAUUGCAAUUCAAGCCACCCGUGAAACUAGUCUAACCUCAGAGGUUUCAAACAUUGCACAAGCAACUAAAUUUAUUCCUCCACCAGAGCCUAGCAUUCCUGAUCUGGGUACCAAUAUUUCUGCAAUCGGUUUGGUAGUUUUUGGAUUAGCUGUGAUUUCAUAUAUAUUUUAAACUAGAAAUUCUAUUACAACUCAAAUUCAAUGUUAUGCAAACUUAAUAAAUAUUUAUUUAGAAUUUACUUAUUGUCUAUUAUAAAGCUCAUUAUAAUAUAAAGUGAAUGUAUAAAAGUUGUAAGUUUUCUUAUUACUUGAUUAACACUACUUAAGUUGUUAAAUAUUAAUCAAAAUGAGUAUACCAUUUCCUAUCUUUGAAUAAUCCAUUCAUUAAUUUUUAAUAUGGAAAGAUAUAUAUUUGUACUUGUAAGCAUUUUAAGAAACACGUUUAGAGUGUGCUACAAAUUAAUUUGGUAUACUAACAUCAAAAUAUAUCUAAGCCAUUUGAAAAAAUUUAUAUAUACAUAAUAGCAAAUGAUUUUACAGAUUUAUUUGCAUCGCAUUUUUUAUUAUGAAUACUUUAUGUUUACAUAAGCUGUAAUCAAAAAGGACUAGUAGUAGUAAGGAAGUCAAAUUUGUUUUUUAAUCAUUGAUUAUAAGUACUGUAUUUGUUUUUUAUCAUUGAUUAAAAGGAAUUUUAGCCUAGGCAUGAAAGGACUAGCAAAAGUCAUUUCCUGUGUGAACUGUGGAACAUCACAAUAAAGUUAUUUCUAUUCUGAUGCCAUCA
Callithrix jacchus (white-tufted-ear marmoset) is the source of this 3340-nucleotide messenger RNA. RefSeq names its product calcium-activated chloride channel regulator 1-like. Gene Ontology annotation, biological process: chloride transport. Gene Ontology annotation, molecular function: intracellularly calcium-gated chloride channel activity. Lineage: Eukaryota; Metazoa; Chordata; Mammalia; Primates; Cebidae. The record is from RefSeq and is a predicted model, not a curated record. Gene Ontology annotation, cellular component: plasma membrane.